Penicillium canariense is the source of this 2436-nucleotide messenger RNA. Its product is annotated as SAM and PH domain-containing protein. Lineage: Eukaryota; Fungi; Ascomycota; Eurotiomycetes; Eurotiales; Aspergillaceae. The coding region runs from base 1 to 2436 and encodes 811 amino acids. Gene Ontology annotation, molecular function: protein binding. The transcript is spliced from 3 exons. The record is from RefSeq and is a predicted model, not a curated record.
AUGCAGACCAGCCAAAACGACUAUUGGCCUACUUUUCGAGGCCACUUAUCGAAGGGAGCCGGACCAUUUCCAUCCAUCCGGGGACCGCGAGUUCCGAACCCGCCAUCAGAGGCCACCGAGAUUCUUGAUACCGACUUUGAUUCCGAUUCCCAGUCAGAUGCUCUCGAGGAUUCCCCCCGGAGGAGCGUUCGCUCACUUGGAUCGUCGAGUGUAACGACCGCUUCCACCCCCGACGAGAUCAAAACACCAGAUUCAGCUGGAUUAAGUGGAUUUCACUUCCAUAUUGAUGACAAUCCAGUUGCUGGCCCAGAUGGGCCGCACCUCUUUCGGAUGUCAGAUGGCUCGAUGGAUAUCAAAUCAUCUGUCGAAAUCGACUUGAUAUUUGAUGAUGCCCCUGAUAGUGCCACCACGCCCUUGUACUCCUCCGCAUCCAAGCUGGGCCCCGACAGGAGAGACACGCCUAUCCCACGAGUCUCAAAUGUUCGAACGUCGCUUCAGCCUGUGCCUGAAAUUGACGACACAGCGCUGCCUGAUGAAGCACAAGUUGCGAGCUGGACUCCUCAAGAUGUUGUCAAUUGGAUGCAAAUGCUGAGGUUUGACGAUAGUAUUGUUGAGAAAUUUUUCGUCAACGAUAUCACGGGCUCUAUUCUCCUAGAUCUCCAGCCCGAAGAUCUGAAGGAGCUCGAUAUCCAGUCAUUUGGUAAGCGGCAUGGAUUAAUGGCCUCAAUUCGACAACUUCGCAAUAUCAUGUCGGAUCAGCCAUCCGAUCCUCAACCAUCCAUUCCGUCAGAGCCUGUUUCACGAGAAGCGACACCGAAUUCUACCGCUGCUGAAGUCGGUGUCAGAAGCUGCAAUGCGACUCCUAUAGCCAGCGAGGAGAACUAUCCCUCACAAGAAAGAGAGGAAAGUCAGAGCCGUCGUCAGCAUAGACGGCGCCGGCCGCGAGUGAUUGGGCCUAAUGAUUCCGUUUCUAUCGUCGGCAUCGAACAGAUGAUGCCCAAGAUACACAGGUGCUCCAAAGGCGAAGAAUGCCGUAAAUGGCAGAAGCAACAGGAAAGGCUAUCUCGCGUUUCCCGGGAUCUUCCCGUUGAGUCUUUGUGUAGCCCUGUGGUUGUUCAUGGUGACCCGGGCAAUGCCACCACUGCUCGAAAUCUGGUCAAAACGCCGAAGUCAGACAUCACACCUUCCAUCGUCGCAUCCUCCGAUGCCCUCGGCCCGACUCAGUCUACUGAGCUUCCUUUGUCUGAGGAAAAGUUACACGAUGUUCAGCCCCGCGAUCCCCAGGAAAACGUACGAAACUUUUUGAAUUUCCAACGCCUGAGUCGGUUGCAACCUGUCAAUGAUCCAGCAACUCCGCCACGGGAAACAUUUCCUUCUCCGAAUGAUGACAACUCUCCAGGACACCUUGCAGAGAAUUUGCGCAGCCUCCCCAAGCUCAGGAUCCCCAGCAGCCGUAGUGCUGCGAUGAGGAACUCUACCCUUUCGCCAAACCUUUCUGGCCAGCGCACUAUCACCCCUUCCAUUAUGCGCAGUAAAACCCCGUUCCAGCAAAAUAUCGCCGAGCGAUCCGCCGCUCCUUCCGAUGGUCUAUUUUCGCCAUCUGACUAUUAUCGACAAGAUCCUCAUUACGGGCAGACAUCGCCGCUGUCCGAAGUUGAUGUUCCUCUCACAGCAAUUCCGGUCGGGCCGAUCGAGAGAGUUUUCUCUCAAUCGGUGCCCCCUGACAUGAGAUAUGGCUCCCAUGGGCAACACGGCCCUGAUCCGAUUCCUCGUCCAAUUUCGACGAAGGUGGAAAAUCACAGGCGAAAUAUAUCUAUCAACGCUCCCCAGCCUGCCCUCGCACGUCUCGACGAAGGACGGGUGAUGUCGCCGAUUAAUACACCCGAGGACUUGGAAAGAACCCCACGUGCGGCUCACUGUCGUGUCAAUCCAUUUAGCCCCACGGGUGAAGUGUCAAAUGAUAUAAUUCACAGCGGCUGGAUGAAGAAACGCAAGACUACGCGCCUGUUGCGUCACGAGUGGAAUGAGCACCAUUUCGCAUUGAGGGGUACCCAGCUUGGCAUGUAUAUGGAUGAGCAGUCCGCUCAUCGAGAUUCAAAGGCUCUUGAGUAUGUUGACGUGGAUGAUUAUGCCGUGGCAUGCUCUUCCCUUGCUUCAAGUUCCAAAUUGACAGCGGCAUUCAAAAAAACAGUCCUGAAACGCAAGGACAAUGCUUCAGGGGACACGGCCUUCGCAUUUUCGCUGAUCCCGUCGCCCAAAAACUUCUCAGGAUUAGACCGAAAGUCUAUCUUCUCCAGUGGUGGCAAGUCGCACCAUUUUGCCGUCAAAAAUCGAGAAGAGCGCAUUGAAUGGCUGCGCGAGUUUAUGCUUGUCAGGGCUUUGAAAGAGCAUACUCGAAGCGGCGAUAAAAUUGAUGUAAAUGGCACUUCCUUAUAA